AGCAAAAAAGCAAAACCAAAUGCAAAUCAUCAUUUAAACAAAACUCGAUCGAUGUUUUACAAUAAAAUUUAAUUCAUACUUGAAAAAAAAAAGAGUUAAAAAAGUCAAACCGAAAAAAAAACGCGAGAAAAAACACGAUUAACUCCAACCAUUUCCGCCCCGCUUCGCUUCACAAAAAUCUACACUUCUUCUACUACCUACUCCUCCCCACAAUCUCAAUCUAUCUGUAGUGUGUGUUUCAAAAAAUUAAAAAGAAAAAAAAAAUUAAUCUAAAAAAAAAAUUCUUUCGUGGCUCCGCCGUGAGUCUGUCUUCGUCUUCGUUUUUUCCCCCGACAAAAAAAAAAGUCGUCCGUCAUUAUUUGUCGUCUCGUUGUUGUCCCAAAGUUGUUUUUUUUUUAUGUGUGUUUUUCUCUUUCAAACAAGUUAAAAAAAGUGAAAAAUUUUACUAAAUUAAAUUAAAACGAAAACAAGACGAAUCGAACGAAAAAAAAAGUCCGAGUCGAACCCAGCCCAAUCAUCAUCAUCAUUUUUUGUUAAAAAAAAGCCCAUCACCAUCAUGGCUGAAGAAUUAAUGGUGGUUUUGAAGCGCAGCGAAAACUCUGGAUUUGGUUUUUCACUUUUAGGCACAACAGGACCGCCACAUGUUAUCUAUGAUAUUGUUGAAAAUUCACCAGCUGCUGAAUGUGGAGCGGUUGAAGCUGGCGAUAUAAUUGUAAAAGUAAACGGAACAGAUGUCCAUCGAUACACAACAAAAGAGGUUUUGAAAUGUCUGCGAUUAUCCGACGAUCUCGUUACCCUAGAACUUAAAAGAGAUCCAAAAAUAAAAGCCCGCAUCAAAGAACAACUAGCUAGCACAAAGAAUCUUCAUUAUAAUUCCGAUUCACCAAGAGAAUCUCCAAAUAUCUUUGAUAUUAAAACAUCAUCACGUAAAUCAGAUCCUUUAACAUCGUCAAUACGUCGACCACCAACACAAUUAAGUCCCUCAUCGUCGACAACGAAAAUCCUUGUCGAAUCACCAUGUCGUCCUUCACGCAUUCCAACUGCUUUAGCUUUAAAGUGUCCAGCACCGAAGAAUGUCCAACAUUCACCACAACAUAAACGGCCACGGCCAUCGCAAAUUCCAAAAGCUAAUGCCAAUGGUGGCGGUGGUAAUAAUUUUCAACUCACCAAUAGUUUCUAUACUCAACAAUCUGAACCUGGUACGAAUUCGAAUUCCAACAAUUUUAAAGAGUUAGGUGAUCAACAACAGCAAAUAAAAGAGCCACAAUCUGCUCCGCCAACAACAAAGGCACGCUUUGAGGCGUACAUGAUGACCGGAGAUUUAAUACUCAAUUUAUCACGAACACCCCAGAGUAGUAAUUUGAUUCCAGCUCACGCCAAAAAGGUGGAUAGCUUACGUGAUUCUCCGAAUCGUGCUGCAGCCCGUGCCAAUGGGGCUUUAGCACCACGAGCCUCUGGAGAAUCGACACCAUCAUCUUCAUCGGCCUCGCCAUCGCACUCAGAGAGCUCCGACUCAGUGAAUUUAAUUAAAAAGAAAGAUAAGACUAACAAUCGAAAAGACCAUAGUAUUAACAACACAUAUAGUAGUAAUAACAGUAGUGAUAGACAAUUCCGCAAGGAUUCCCUAACUAACGACACAUUAUUGUUAUGUGAAGAAUUAGAUAGGGACGAAGAAGACGAAGAAGAUAACAACGACGACGACGAGGAAGACGUCGAAGAAGAAGACGAAGAAAUCGAUCCUGACGAACAGGACAAACUGGACGAAGAAAGCCUCGACGAGUUCAACUACGAAAUUAGCCCCGCUCCUUAUGCUAGCGAUAGCCAGCGAGGAGGAGGCGAUGUACAACAAACACAAGAGUGCUUAGGCAGUGAAUUUAAUGACGAUUUAAGUGCCGGUGUUACAUCGUCCUCCUCCUCAUUCAAACAGAAACUCUUACAACAACAACAGCAGAGGAACUCUGAUCGAGUUCGUAUACAACAAACGGCCGCAACUGCAACCAUUGAUCUGGUUGAUAGCUCAUCGGCCAGAGACUAUACUGGGCCAUCAUCACAGUACCAUCAUCAUCAUCACCACCACCAUCAUCAUCACGCGCACCAUCGACAACAACACUACCAGCAACAACAACAACAACAAAUACAAAUUCAACAACAAAAUAACUCGUCAUCCUCCUCGUCGUCAACAACUGUGAAAAGCGAAGCAAACAGCUCACCGGACGAGACUAGCUUCUCGGUGCCAACGUCACCGAUAUCGCUCUCGACGCCGCUGUUGGACGUUAAAGAGACUGCCAACUCAGUGCCAACCAGUCCAGAACCGAGUGGCAUCAACGAAGCAGCCGUGAUUCGACGGCAACAUCAUCACAACGGUGUUGUGCGCAAGUGUGAUUCGGCUGGUUUCCGAACCAGCAAGUCAGAAGACCACUUGCAACAAGUGCAGCGCGAAGGUAUUGCCGCUGUUAUACCGAUCGAUAUUGAUGAGGAUGUAAAUAGCUCUCUUAACACGCUGCUAGAUACUAGACAGGAUUCUGAAGAUUCUCAGCCAACCCAAAAAAAGAAGGCUGACCCGACACCCACUGUCCUCAGUCAUAGAGAUAUUAUUUUGAAGAGGAGGAAAAAAGCAUCAAAUCGUGAUCGUAUUGUUUGGACAUAUAACGCGCCUCUGCCAACUAACCAACAACAACAACAAUACCCAAACCAUCAUUACCCCCAGCACUAUGCCACAACGACAUCACCAAAUUCGCAUUCUAGUUCAAUAAGCUCAUCACCUCAGCACACAGAUAGUCCGGCAUCACCGACAUCGGUUUCCAGUUCGGUAAUGUCGUCGUCGGGUUCAAAGGGCGCCUUAGGUGGGGCAGCUGGUGGCGGAGGGGGAGGAGGUAGUAGUAGUGGCAUGGCUGGCAAUAGUACUGGUCAAACUAAUCAAAAUCUUGGCUUCCUUCACUGUCCAGUGAAUGGAGAUCAAAGUGUUUCCGAAGCGAUAUCGAAUAUCUCUUCACCUGACUACCAGGACGAUGAUAACUUAUUGAGUUCACGCGAUCUAAUCGGUGGAAUGGUCCUGAGCGAUCCAAGUGAUUCAGAUUCCACGAUACUCGUUUCGGAAGCAGUACAAAGAAAGAGAGACCAACAAAAGUUACAACAGCAGCAACAACAACAAUUGCAACAACAGCAACAACAACAACAAAAUGAACAUAAACUUGUUAUUCAAGUACGCGGAUUGGAUAGCAGUAAUUCAACGACAUCACGAUCGGCAUAUUCAGAAUUGAAAGAUUCUGAAGAUGAACUAGCCACUUUGACCGAAGAACCACCGACAGUUGUUACUGCAAAUAAUAGUAACAGUAGCAAUGGCAAUGGCAAUCAACAGCAUCAGCUGCAACAGCAAGAUUCUAAAGAAUCUUCGCCACCGGUAUCGGAUGAUGGCAGUGAUGUUGAAUCAUUGCACUCGUAUCAUUAUUCACCUAAAGCUGUUGAUAUGCCAUCGGCAAUUCGAUUGGCUAAAAGACUGUACUCAUUGGAUGGCUUUAAGAAGAGUGAUGUAUCUCGGCAUUUGAGUAAAAACAACGACUUCAGCCGAGCAGUUGCCGAUGAAUACUUGAAGUAUUUCACAUUCGAGAAAAAGACUUUAGACCAAGCGCUUAGAGAAUUCUUGCAGCAAUUUUCACUUUCUGGUGAAACGCAAGAACGAGAACGAGUUUUAGUUCAUUUUUCGAAAAGAUUUUUGGACUGUAAUGCUGGAACUUUCAAUUCACAAGAUGCUGUUCAUACCCUAACCUGUGCAAUAAUGCUGCUGAAUACAGAUCUUCAUGGAGCUAACAUAAGUCGUAAAAUGACUUGUGCCGAAUUUGUUGAUAAUCUCGCUGAGCUAAAUGAUGGGGAAAAUUUCCCCAAAGACGUAUUGAAGUACUUGUAUCAAGCUAUUAAAAGUCAACCAUUAGAAUGGGCACUUGACGACGAAUCUCCUGAUCAGCAAAAACAACGAAAUGACAAUAAUAUGGGAGCUGGUCAAAUUGGACAAAAUCCAUUCCUAGAUAUUCCAGAGCCAUCGGCUGCAAUCGAAUACAAAAAAGGCUAUGUGAUGCGAAAAUGCUGUUAUGAAUCUAAUUAUAAAAAAACUCCCUUUGGAAAGCGUUCCUGGAAAAUGUUUUAUUGCACACUACGGGAUUUAGUAUUAUAUUUGCACAAGGAUGAACACGGAUUCAGAAAAAGUCAAAUGUCCGAUAAUUUACAUAAUGCAAUCCGUAUUCAUCAUGCGCUAGCAACCAAAGCUACAGACUAUACAAAGAAACAGCACGUUUUUCGGUUACAAACAGCCGAUCAAGCUGAAUAUCUCUUCCAAACGAGUGAUUCAAAAGAAUUACAAUCUUGGGUGGAGACAAUUAAUUUUGUUUGUGCCUCAUUUUCGGCACCCCCUCUGGAGGGUGGUGUUGGUAGUCAGAAACGUUUUCAACGACCAUUAUUACCAAGCACACAUACAAAGUUACUUAUGAAGGAACAAUUAACAUCGCACGAGCAUCAAGUGAUUCAAUUGGAAAAUACUGUAGCCGAACAUAAAAAAGGUCCAAUACCAAGUAAAGGACUUCCAUUACAAAAUUAUAAGGAAAAAGAAAAUUACUUACAAUAUGAGCUACGUCGCUACAAAACCUACGUGUCAAUCCUCAAUGCUAAGCUUCUUGCCGACCAGCAAAUGGAGUUGCAAAAUAACUGCCUAAUAAAUCCCGAUGAUCCCGAAGGUAUUUUCGGUGGUGGAGGAGCAGGAAAUGGUAGCCGUACCAUUAUAACUGGUAUAGGAAAUCCAACUCAACCCUCGAAUAGCAUUAUUUUGCAAUCACCUGGCCAGCAACAACAACAAUCACAACAAUCUCAGCAGCAACAAACAACAACAGCUAACAGAUGGUUUUGCGCAUGUUGUGAGGAAUACAACUGAUGCCAAAAAUAAUAAAUAAAACCUAGGACAUAACUUACAAAAUAAGCCAUGCCAAAAUUUUUGUGUUCGCAAGCGAAAAUAUUACAUAAAUUAAAAAGCUUUGAUGGGUCUUGAACCCUUUAAAAAAACAGUCCCCAAAAGAAUUCAUUGAAUCGUGCUAUCAUCAAGCAAGCGAAAAACUUAACGCAAACAGAAUAAAAAAAUAAAAAAAAUAAAUAUCUAUCAGACCUUUUUUACCAAAAAAAAAAAAAAAAACAAAAACAACCACACCAACUCAACUCUAUUCUAGAUACAUCAUCUUCCAAAUUCUACAAAAUUCCCAAAACAACCCCGAAAACACUACAAUCAUAUCUGGAAAUCGAAUUGAAAUAUUGCCAAACUCACCAUAAAAUAAAAAAAAAUGAAUAAUAAAUAAAUAAAUAAUAAUCAGCACUCAUAUAACGAAGUAAUUUUUAAGGCGAAACUGAAAAAAAAAAAAAUAAUUAAAAUUGUUAAACAGGAAAUAGUUAUUAAAUUAAAAAAAAAAAAACGAACCCACGCUAUAAUCAAUCUGUUAAUUAACUAAAAAUUUAAAUUAAAUUUAAAUUUAAAAAAUUACAACAGUAGCAAUGUAAAACGAAUUUUUAAUUCAAAAUAAAACACAACAUUUUUUGGUUUCUUGCUAAAUAGGUUUCCUAUAAAAAACAGCAAAAACAAUUAUAGGAACUUAUUUCUUUUAUAAGCAAUAAAAGUAAUAAAUGAAAUAAUAGAACAUUAAGCACAUUUUUGUUUUUUGUUUAUUUUUUUUAAAUUUUGUUCUAAUACGUUCCGAUAGGUGAUUAACAAUUUUAACAAUUAAAAGAAAAUUUAAAAAAAAAAACAAAAAUAGAUUUUUAAUAAUUAAAUAUAGUUAGGGCUGUGAAAAGAGAACAUAAUUACUAAUCUAAGCGUUUUAUGUUAAGAGACUAUUCAAGAGAAACAAAAACAAAAAAUACACUAGAGCUCUAUGCAACACUCACUGCAUAGUAAACAGAAAUUAACAAAAAACACAAAAUAA
Messenger RNA from Episyrphus balteatus (marmalade hoverfly), 5954 nucleotides. RefSeq names its product PH and SEC7 domain-containing protein (gene Efa6). Lineage: Eukaryota; Metazoa; Arthropoda; Insecta; Diptera; Syrphidae. The record is from RefSeq and is a predicted model, not a curated record. Gene Ontology annotation, biological process: regulation of ARF protein signal transduction. Gene Ontology annotation, molecular function: phospholipid binding; guanyl-nucleotide exchange factor activity; protein binding. The transcript is spliced from 16 exons. The coding region runs from base 557 to 4918 and encodes 1453 amino acids.